UCCCCUCGUCGCCCUCCUCUGCCGCUCGCCCUCCUCCGCCGCCCCCUUCUCCUGCAGUCGCCCUCCUCCGCCCGUCGACCUCCGUCUGUCCCGCUGGCCGCCCUCCGUCUGUUGAAAUCCUUUGCAGCGAAGUAUUGGUCUACAUUUGGAGAUCUGCUGCUGCUGGAAAGACUCUCUUAGAGCCUAAGAUCAUGGCAAGCCUUGCUGAUUCUUUCUUAGCGGAUCUUGAUGAACUGUCAGACAAUGAAGCAUAUCCUGAGGAAGAAAAUGCUGAAGCAGUGGGUAUGGAAGAGAUUGGUGAUGAUGAUAUGCCUGACCUUGAGUCUCUUAAUUAUGAUGACCUUGAUAGUGUUUCAAAGCUUCAGAAGGCACAACGUUACAAUGACAUAAUGCAUAAAGUUGAAGAUGCACUUCAGAAAGGUACAGACUUUUCCAAUCAAGGGUCCAUCCUGGAGGAAGAUCCAGAAUACCAGCUAAUUGUUGAUUGCAAUGCUUUAUCAGUAGAUAUUGAGAAUGAGAUAAUUAUAAUCCAUAACUUCAUACGUGACAAGUAUAGGCUGAAGUUUCCUGAACUGGAAUCCCUAGUUCAUCAUCCGAUUGAUUAUGCUCGUGUUGUCCAGAAGAUUGGAAAUGAGAUGGAUUUAACACUUGUAGAUCUGGAAGGGCUUUUACCUUCUGCAAUUAUAAUGGUAAUCUCAGUAACAGCAUCAACAACAAGUGGGAAGCCUCUUUCUGAGGAGAACUUGGUAAAAACUAUUGAAGCAUGUGAGAGAGCCCUUACUCUUGAUGCUGCAAAGAAGAAGGUACUUGAAUUUGUAGAGAGCAGAAUGGGUUACAUUGCACCAAACCUGUCUGCCAUUGUUGGCAGCGCUGUUGCCUCGAAGUUGAUGGGAACUGCUGGUGGUUUGGGAGCGCUUGCAAAAAUGCCUGCUUGUAAUGUUCAGUUACUUGGUGCUAAGAGGAAAAAUCUUGCUGGUUUUUCGACUGCUACAUCUCAGUUUCGUGUUGGCUAUCUUGAACAAACUGAUGUAUUCCAGAGCACCCCACCAGCUCUGAGGACUCGUGCUUGCAGACUUAUAGCUGCAAAGUCAACUCUAGCAGCAAGGAUCGAUUCAAUCAGAGGUGAUCCAACCGGAAAAGCUGGGCGUAGCUUGUUAGAAGAAAUCCGUAAGAAGAUUGAGAAGUGGCAAGAACCACCUCCCGCAAAGCUUCCAAAACCACUUCCUGUUCCAGACUUUGAGCCUAAAAAGAAGAGAGGUGGUCGUCGGCUUCGAAAAAUGAAAGAAAGAUAUGCACAGACUGAUAUGAUGAAGCUUGCUAACCGAAUGCAGUUUGGUGUACCAGAAGAGAGCUCACUAGGUGAUGGUUUAGGAGAAGGUUAUGGCAUGCUUGGACAGGCAGGAAGCGGAAAGCUACGCGUGUCAACUGCACCAAGCAAACUUGCUGCAAAAGUUGCCAAGAAAUUCAAGGAGAAGAGCUAUGGUAGCAGUGGUGCAACAUCGGGGCUGACUUCUAGUUUGGCAUUUACACCAGUUCAGGGAAUAGAGUUGUCAAAUCCACAGGCCCACGGGAAUCUGCUUGGAAGUGGAACUCAGAGCACCUAUUUUUCAGAGACCGGUACGUUCUCGAAGAUCAAAAGGACCUGAGCAAAGAAGCUAGUUUAUUUUGUUCGUCGUCGUCCCAGAUGCCCACACCUGUGAUGAUACUUAACUAUUCAGGAUCCACCGUGCUUAGGAUGAAUCCACUUUGUAAUAUUCUCCACCUUAUGGACGAAGUGGCACAUAUCUGUUUGCAAUCUUCAGGGUUCCGCUACUUUGAGACCCUGUUUGUUUUCCUCCGACUUUUUUUUUUUUGUCCAUGUCACAUCAAAUGUUUGGACACUAAUUAGAAGUAUUAAAUAUAUUAAAAAAAUCCCUGGAUCUAUACAGCCAUUCAGUGAUGAAAUUCA
Messenger RNA from Oryza brachyantha (malo sina), 1948 nucleotides. Its product is annotated as U4/U6 small nuclear ribonucleoprotein Prp31 homolog. The record is from RefSeq and is a predicted model, not a curated record. The transcript is spliced from 9 exons. Gene Ontology annotation, cellular component: U4/U6 x U5 tri-snRNP complex; precatalytic spliceosome; U4 snRNP. Bases 192 to 1646 code for a protein of 484 amino acids. NCBI's taxonomy places the organism in Eukaryota, Viridiplantae, Streptophyta, Magnoliopsida, Poales, Poaceae. Gene Ontology annotation, biological process: spliceosomal tri-snRNP complex assembly; mRNA splicing, via spliceosome.